ACCAUCUCCCACGAAAACUCUCUCGAUUCUUGACUCCGAACUAGCCUCUGUGCCUCUAUUCUUGACCAUCUGCAAUUGCCAGAGUUGUAACCUGGGUUCCAUCAUCACGUUCCAACCCGCUCUCCUUGUCUCCUGGCAAUUACCAUCACCAUCUCCACGCCCACGACCCGCGCUUGUUCGAUCCUCGAUGUCUGAUGCAUCCAGUCCUUGUAGCCAGACCUGACCUAAUCUCAUCAUCCCUACGAAAUCUCACGACUAACACUCCAGAGCGAACAAUCCAUUCUCACACCUGAAGAACCUCGCUCAAGCCAUACCCUCGCUCGCUUAUACCCACGACUCUUCUACAUCUGCGCACCAUCCCCAAACCUCAGUCUGAUGCCCCGGUGCUCAUGACGACCCUUUUUCAGGCUCCGUUUUCUGGAGCCGCUCCAUUCUCCUCGAGCCCGUUAAACGCCUCAUCUUACCAAGAUCUCAGUGACUUGGAUGAUUCCUUAUCCUUUGGCACUCCUAAACAACACCUUCCACCGUGCCCACCCCGUCAAUAUGCUCCUUCCUUUCCUGAAUCAGGCCCUUCAACCGCCCCAUCCUCGCCACAGUUGACAUACUCUAGCUACUCAAGGCAAGGCUCGUAUGCUUCGACUCCAGCCAGUAGCUUGUCCCUGGACCAGAGAGAUUGCAUCGACGAGGAUGACGACAUGGCAUUUCCCGCCUUCGAAUCCUCAGACCACUGCCUUACAUCUAUGCCCCAGAGCCAUCCUCAGAUUGAACAAGAAGAACAGUCCACCCCAGUAUCAGGUCCAUCCAACGAACCUAACCAACUAGCUCCUCGGACCACACGGGAUGACCAAGCCAUAGAAGCCGAACCUACUAGCCAUGUUGAUUACUUGUCUCAUGAGUGGAAAGAAGAAGACAUAUGGCGAUCAUGGAGUUAUGUUGUCCACCGGCGAGGGAACCUCGCCAACGGUACUCGACUUGAGAACGCUUCCUGGAGGUCAUGGGUCAAGGCCAAGAAUCACCUCAAGACCAUCUCUCCGGAGACGCUGAAUUGGUUGAAAGACUGUGAUGUGACCUGGCUGUACGGUCCUCUUCAGACUAACCGAAGCAUGACUCACUCUAUCAACAACACUUCACCCCCACCUAGCCGGAUAUCACAUUCAUCCUCUUUCAUCUCCAAGAAGCCCAUCCUGAAGAAGAAGUCGGCGUCUGCCGUCAUUCUCGAACGAUCACGGUCACAGCACUCGUUAUUACAGCGAGCGAGCGAUAUCAUCAGGGUACAGCAGUCAAGUCCUGCUCAUGGUCGUCCCUCACUUCGCCGGGGAAACUCGGAAUUUACUCUUCCCCGAUACGCCAACAGUUCUGUUGCAAACACACCCGCCGAGUUCGACUUGCCCGGGUCCAACUCGACUGGAGGGCGUAGUUCUUUUACUUAUCCAGACCUUCCUACCCCGUCAGAGUGCAAACAUGUUCUCUUUGACGAAGAAGUGAGACAAGUACAGGCCAUCGAGUCGGACGACGAUGACAAGCACGAUGGAGAAGACGAACAUGCCACCAUUUUUGACGAGGACGAAGAUGAUGAUUGUGGCUUGAUGAUGGCACCAGCUUCGAGGUCCGGCCGUUCCAGCGGCCGGACAACGCCUCGUGGUAGCUUCAGCAAUGAAUCAAAAACCAUCGUCCCUCUCCCUUCCACCACAUUGAAGUACAGAACCGAUACCCCGGAACCACCGAAUGUCCCUACCGGACAGAUGGGCCUUUGGCCCUCCGGCCGCAAACUAUCACCAUCCCCUUCUCAAGAGACAUUGAGACCGCCGCGGCCAAACCAGAAUUUUCUCAUUGAUGAUGACCCAGAGGUUGUGGAUGAGCCUUGGGGAAUGCAGACCACUUUGUCACCUCCUUUAAUUUACGACGACGAUUACAACCUCGGUGAACCCGGUCCACAAAUGAGACGGACCGAGUCAGGCAUGUUCAUGCCUUACGAUGAAGAUGACGAGGAAGCAGCCAUGAACAAUACGCUAUUCGGUCAAGCCGUAUAUGCCGUCAACACGUUCCGAGAUAUUGCACAUGUGGUUUGGAAUGUGGGCUGGAAUCGAAGAUGACAUCCGUGGUCAACGGAAGGUCUUUGAUGACUUAGUCUGCUCAUACUUGCAUCCGCAUUAGCACAGCCCGGCGUUCUGGACAAGUUCAAGUUGGUGAAUCACGGCUACGGUCUACCACACUGCCAACAACGAUCCUCACAUUAUCCCUCAGCACACAUGCAGGGAGAAUCACGACUCAACAUGAUCAUAUGGUGAGUGUUUUAAGAAUUACGGGAAACAUUUGUCAUGUGCGAAAUAUUUACGGCAUGCCCCGAUGAGCUUUGGAAAUCUCUAUAGAUGAAUUUGGAUCACGUCAUGGGCUCAAUCAGCCCGUUCACGGUGUGCAUAUUAUACGGCCUUGACACACCCGGAGGACAUCUAGUCCAACAACAGGAGGAACAAAGGUGGCGAGCAGGGCCAUACCGGCGUCCUACAGCGAGCAACCAGGUAGCUCAGGGGCGAGGAAAUAGGCGAGGUAGAUAGAAUUGGUCAACAAAUGAUAUUCAGGCGUUAGUCCUAGAAUUUACCGAAUCCACGCAGCAGGCGAUCGAGAUGCCUCGGCUCUGAAGGAGUUGUGAGAAGCAGAGAAGUCAAAUCCUAACAGCUUUGCCACCCCGCCCAAUUCUAGACAGGAUCUCCAGUAUGUAUUUGCCUCUUCUCAGCCGUCAAGCCAGCAACCCAGACCUUGGGGCCCUCUCCGAGAGUUGACACGAG
Messenger RNA from Exophiala mesophila, 2786 nucleotides. RefSeq lists its product as uncharacterized. Gene Ontology annotation, biological process: protein catabolic process in the vacuole; cellular response to glucose starvation. The transcript has 2 exons. Bases 390 to 2093 code for a protein of 567 amino acids. The record is from RefSeq and is a predicted model, not a curated record. NCBI's taxonomy places the organism in Eukaryota, Fungi, Ascomycota, Eurotiomycetes, Chaetothyriales, Herpotrichiellaceae.